This is a messenger RNA of Cladophialophora psammophila CBS 110553, 1092 nucleotides long. RefSeq lists its product as uncharacterized. The coding region runs from base 1 to 1092 and encodes 363 amino acids. The transcript has a single exon. The record is from RefSeq and is a predicted model, not a curated record. Lineage: Eukaryota; Fungi; Ascomycota; Eurotiomycetes; Chaetothyriales; Herpotrichiellaceae.
AUGGCCAUCAAACAAAUCCUCUGCACGGUUCUCAUCGCUGUGGCUACCGUUGUUACUGUGGCCCAACCUGUCAGCGUCCCCAAACCUGUGAAGGCCAGAGCUCUCUCUUCGGGGCCUUCCAUCGACCUGUUGAAACCCGAUAAGGGCCUGGCCACGAGCAUCGUCAACGGCAUAGGCCAGAUAUCAGCACUUUUGACGAUGGUUGGAAUGACAGUCAAUAAUGUCCCUAACGUGGUAGGUGUUAUCCCUGGUGAGGCUGAGGCAGGCGCUCUCCAUGGUGAUGUCUCCGGCCUAACGAUCCGUGAUGUCCCUGAUGAAGCAGGCGCUCUCUAUGAUGAUAACUAUGGCCCACCAGACGAUGCGUCUCAGCCUGUUGAUAUCGGGGAGAUCCUUGAUGAUGCCUUUGACCACCUCCUAGGCGAUGGGCCUUACUCCACGCCAACCGUUCCCGACGAGCCAUCCUCAAAGACACCCUCCAAGACGUCGCCGCAAUAUUCCAAGCUCACGAUUGGAUGCCGGGCGAAAGGGUGUGACAGUGUGGUCAAGAUCUACUACGACAACAUGCCGACGCCGACGCACAGCUGCCCACGAGACGCCCUCGCCGCCCUCGCCAAGUGGCGUCUCUUCUGCGACAGAGGCAACAACAAGAUCUUUGGCAAGUCGACAGAGCCAAAUUGCUGGAGCAGGGCUCCCUCCAUCGACAGCUGCUGCGGCGAAUGGGUCCAGCUCGACGACCCUAAAUACAAAGACUACCCGUCGCGGUACGUGCCAGUGGAGAAAGGGUUUUCGGACGACACGUACGUGGGGACUUGGGUGCAGGAGUUGGGGGGCCACGGAGACCGCCGCAUCGUCAAGCCCGGUUGGCACGAGUACAACGUUGAGACGGACAGAUGCCAGUUCUGGAGGCCGGAGAACGACCUCGAAUUCGCGUACUUUAUCAACUCGCUCCAGAACUAUGGAAUCCGGGAUGUUGACGAGACGGGCAAGAUUCGCGGACAGGAAGCCUAUAAUGCCGAGGGCGUUUCUCCUGGCCCGCUGAUCCCGGGUUCGGACAGCGAACUAGAUACCUUCAAAAACAUCAAGAUGGACUGA